AUGUUGCGAUCAUCGCUUCGGUCGGCGAGAUUGCUAGGCGGCAAGCCCAUCGCGGCAGCCGCCGGGCGCCAAUGGUCUGUUGCCGCGUCGCGACGGGCGCCUCUGGCCAAGAGAUUCUAUGCCGACCAGAAAACGCCGCCGGUCCUGCCCACGUCCGAGACCCAGAGCUCUGAACGCACGCCUCCGCCUCCCGCCCAGCCGAUUGUCGACACGACGGUGACGGCGGCAGAGAUUCCUCCCACGCCGCCUCCCCCUCCACCAGUCGCCGCCAGCCAGAGCGCAAAGAUCAAGCCCAGCCCGCCGCCGCCCAAGAAGAAGGGCUUUUUCAGGAGGCUGCGCAACUUCAUCUUCACUUUGAUGGUGUUUGGUGCGGCCGGCUUUGGCGGAGGAGUUUGGUACUCGCGCAUCAACGACAACUUCCACGAUUUUUUCACCGAGUACAUUCCCUUUGGCGAGCAGGCUGUUCUCUACCUGGAGGAGCUGGAGUUCAAGAAGCGAUUCCCCAGUGCUGGCCUUGGAGGUCCCAGACACACCGAUGGUGGCGAGAAGAUCAGAAUUCCUGCCCAGAGCGGUGCUUCCUGGAGGGUGGCGGACAAGACGGAGCCUUCUGAGCGCCGUACAAGCGCCUCUCCUGCUGCCAAGAAGGCCGGCGUGAAGCCGACUGAGAGCAAGCCUGAAGGGCCGGCCAAGCCUACUGCAUCAGAGCCCAAGACUGCCGUUGCUGCCAAGCCUGUCGAGAAGACCACUCCGGAGGAACAGCCAAAGACGUUCUCUUCAAAGGCAAAGGCGACCGAGUCCAAGGAUAAGCCUGCUGCUAAGCCCCUGAGAUCCAUUGACCUGAUGACCCUGCCUGAUGCCAAGGAGCCCAUUGUUCGAGACCUCGUCCACAUGUUGAAUGAUCUCAUUCUGGUCAUCAACGCCGACGGUGCGCAUGGCAAGUACUCUUCGACCAUCGACAAGGCCAAGAACGAGGUGCUGAGGAUUGGCGGCCGCUUGAGGGACCUCAAGAGCGAGGCUGAGAAGAAGGCCGCUGCAGAUGUCCGAUCCACUGUUGCUGAGUUCGACACCGCUGCCUCCGAUCUUAUCCGACGAGUUGAGGGCACCAUGGCUCAGCAAGAGGUUGCCUGGCGUCAAGAGUUUGAGGAGCAGAUGAAGACUGUUCGCGAGAGCUACGACGAGCGGGUUAAGCUUUUGCUGGAGCGCGAGCAGAAGCUCAGCGAGGACAAGCUCCACAACCAACUGCUGGAGCAGGCCAUUGCCCUGAAGAAGGAUUUCCUCAAGGAGGUUGAGGCCCGCGUCGAGCAGGAGCGUGAGAGCCGCAUUGGCAAGCUCAACGAUCUCACGACGGCUGUGUCACAGCUGGAGAAGCUCACCCUUGGCUGGAAUCAGGUUGUUGACUCCAACCUCAAGACGCAGCAGCUUCACGUGGCCGUUGAGGCUGUCCGCGCCAGCCUCGAGGAUGGCCAACACCCCCGACCAUUCAUCCGAGAGCUUGUUGCGCUCAAGGAGAUUGCCUCUGAUGACGCCGUCGUCGACGCCGCCAUUGCCUCAAUCACCCCUUCGGCGUACCAGCGCGGCAUCUCCACCUCGUCUCAGCUGAUUGACCGAUUCCGCCGUGUCGCCAGCGAGGUGCGGAAAGCGUCUCUGCUUCCUGAUGAUGCUGGUGUUGCCAGCCACGCCUCCAGCUGGGUUCUCAGCCACGUCAUGUUCAAGAAGCAGGGUCUCGCCGAAGGAGACGACGUCGAGAGCAUCCUGACCCGUACACAGACAUACCUAGAGGAGGGCGACCUAGAUGCCGCAACCAGAGAGAUGACUGGCCUGCAGGGUUGGGCAAAGACGUUGAGUAAGGAUUGGCUGUCUGAGGCCCGCAAGGUUCUUGAGGUUCAGCAGGCACUUGAUGUCAUUGCUGCAGAGGCUCGACUACAGAGCUUGAGGGUGGAUUAA
This is a messenger RNA of Trichoderma aggressivum f. europaeum, 1944 nucleotides long. RefSeq lists its product as uncharacterized. The record is from RefSeq and is a predicted model, not a curated record. Gene Ontology annotation, cellular component: MICOS complex. Bases 1 to 1944 code for a protein of 647 amino acids. Lineage: Eukaryota; Fungi; Ascomycota; Sordariomycetes; Hypocreales; Hypocreaceae. Gene Ontology annotation, biological process: cristae formation. The transcript has 3 exons.